AUGCUGCCCACCAUAGACGACAUCUUGUACAAACUCAGCGGAUCCAACAAGUUCAGCAAGCUUGUUGCAACUUCAUCCUUUUGGCAGUUGGCACUGGACGACGACUCCGCGAAGCUGACCACUUUCAUUACACCGUUCGGUCGGCACUUCUACAGACGUCUCUGCUUUGGAAUCACCUCUACGCCUGAGAUAUUUCAGCGCGCGAUGCAAGACAUUCUAGCGAGCAUAGACGGUGUUGAGUGCUUUAUGGACGAUAUCUUCCUGCACACGGAUGGUCAGGAGAAACAUGAUAAGCUGAAGAAGAAAGUCUUCCAGCGGCUAAAGGAGCGUGGGGUCAAGUUGAACAAAUCCAAGUGCAAGUUUGACAAGGACGAAAUCGAUUUUCUUGGCCACAUCAUCAGCGGGAAGGGUGUAAGGCCAGACCCAUCCAAGGUCAGCGCCAUCACUGAGAUGCCAGAGCCUGAGAACAUUACAGACUUACGACGAGUGCUCGGCAUGGUGAACUAUUUGGGCAGCUUUGUGCCAAAUCUGUCAACAGUCAUGAAGCCGCUCACCGAUCUUCCGAAUCACGAUGCUGAGUGGGCGUGGACUCCAGCGCAGUCAUCUGCCUUCCCUGAAGUCAAGAAGUUGCUGUCGUCGGCUCCAACACUCGCCUUCUUCGACAUGAGGAAGCCUGUCAUUGUAAGCGCCGAUGCAAGCAGCUACGGACUGGAGGAGUUCUUCAGCCAGUGGCCUACUGUUCCAGAACUAUAUCUAGGGCCGAAAAAGAACUACGCUCAGAUUGAAAAGGAACUGUUGGCGGCCACAUGGGCGUGCGAAAAGUUCGAUCGCUACUUCAUCGGGCUGCCGUCAUUCACACUGCUCACCGACCACAAGCCCAUUGUUCCCCUGAUCAAUUCUAAGGAACUGAAUGAUGCACCUGUCCGCUGCCAACGAAUGCUGAUGAGGAUGAUGCGCUACAGCGGAAAAGCAGUAUACACCCAAGGGAAAAACAUGACUGUCGCAGACUCCUUGUCCCGAAGUCCAGUAGUGAGCACCAAGCCUGAAGAAUUUGGUGAAAAGAUCGAGGCUCAUGUCGCUACAAUCCAGAUGUCAUGGGAUGCCACAGAUAGCAAACUUGAUGAAAUCAAAAACAAGUCUCAACAGGAUCCAGCGAUCAGUGCUGCGAUACAGUACACAAGAAGCUGUUGGCCGAAAUUCAUACAAAACGUCAGGUCCGAAGCUCGCGACCUCUACGCAGUUUCCAGUGAACUGAGCGAAGUCCAUGGACUACUCGCCAGAGGUAACCGCAUCGUAAUCCCAAAGGCAAUGCGAGGAGAGAUGCUCAGCAGGAUCCACGACGGUCACCUCGGAGUGUCGAAGUGUCGAGAACGGGCCAAAUCUUCCAUUUGGUGGCCUGGUCUCAGCUCUGAGAUACGGGAAGUCGUCUCAAGAUGCGAACAUUGCCAGCGGAAACGUCCAGCACAACCAAGCGAACCUCUAACCCCGAUAGCUCUACCUGAGCGGCCGUUCCAGAUGGUUGGUGCUGACUUCUGCAACUACAAGGGACAUGGCUACCUGGUUCUCGUGGACUACUUUUCACGGUACUUGGAGGUGGCCUACAUGCCAGACACCACCUCAGAGACUGUUGUGUACAAACUAAAAAACAUCUUCGCUCGGUUUGGCAUUCCAGAACUACUGGUGACUGACAACGGUCCCCAGUUUGUGUCAGACCGUUUCCACAAGUCUACACCGGUGUCACCGACGAGGGCGAUCCCAGCGGAACUUGCUCUUGGGCGACGCCUGAGGACGACCCUGCCAAUCCUACCGUCAAACCUGAACCAGCAGGUCUACGACAGGGCGAAGAUUGCAGUCAGAGACGCUGAGUCGAAGCGUAAGUACAAACAAGCUUUUGACAGACGUCACGGAGCCCAGAACCUCCCGGAGCUGAAUCCUGGUCAGCUCGUCCUGCAGAAGCUGGAGAACGAGAAGGAGUGGGGUGGCCCUGCGGUGGUCAAAGAACGGUGUGCACCGAGAUCUUACAUCAUACAGUCAGGGGAUAGGGCGUGCACCGAGGUCUUACAUCAUACAGUCAGGGGAUAG
This is a messenger RNA of Aplysia californica (California sea hare), 2082 nucleotides long. RefSeq lists its product as uncharacterized. The transcript has 2 exons. Gene Ontology annotation, biological process: DNA integration. The coding region runs from base 1 to 2082 and encodes 693 amino acids. NCBI's taxonomy places the organism in Eukaryota, Metazoa, Mollusca, Gastropoda, Aplysiida, Aplysiidae. Gene Ontology annotation, molecular function: nucleic acid binding. The record is from RefSeq and is a predicted model, not a curated record.